AUCCAAGCAUCUCUCGCUUCCCUCCCCAGUACUUCUACUGGAUCUUCAUUCCCUCCGACGUCGGCUCUCUCGUCCUCCAAGCCGUCGGUGGUGCCCUCUCAUGUGUCGCUUCAACCCACGAAGAUGUCAAGACCGGCGAGGACAUUUCGCUGGCCGGCCUGAUCUUCCAAGUCGUCACCCUUAUCUGCUUCUGUGCCUUGUUCAUCGACUACGUUGUCAAGGCUUCCAAGUCAUCCUCGCGAAGCCGCCUCGACAAGCCAAUGAUGACAUUCCUUGCAUUCCUCUUUCUUUCAACAAUCUUCAUCCUCAUCCGAUGUGCUUACCGUAUCGCUGAGCUCGGCCAGGGGUACUUUAGUGCUCUCUUCCGAGACGAGGGCCUCUAUAUUGGCCUUGAAUCCUGUAUGAUGUGCAUUGCUGUUCUUCUUCUGAACGCUGGUCAUCCUGGAUACGCUUUCCGCAAGAGCCAGGAAGAGGCGACAGAGGAGAAGCAGGCCCAAGAUCAAGACUUGGCCUAAUGGUGCAUGUUUGAAUCAGUCAGAAGCUCAAUGAUUGUGCUUGACAAUUGGUUUCUUGUAUGGUAUGAUGGCCAUGGUCAUUGUUUGAGAGUUGGUCUUUAUUUCUUUUGUUCGAAGCGAUAGAUAAGAUACCUGAAAGGCGUUCAAUGGUUGUUAUUUCCUGAGAAAGUCAUAUAGUUUAUUGAAACAAUACCUGUUAUA
This is a messenger RNA of Fusarium graminearum PH-1, 716 nucleotides long. RefSeq lists its product as uncharacterized. The transcript has 2 exons. The record is from RefSeq and is a predicted model, not a curated record. Gene Ontology annotation, cellular component: fungal-type vacuole; plasma membrane. Lineage: Eukaryota; Fungi; Ascomycota; Sordariomycetes; Hypocreales; Nectriaceae. The annotation marks the transcript as partial.